Molecule: messenger RNA, 3786 nt
Organism: Oncorhynchus kisutch (coho salmon)
Lineage: Eukaryota; Metazoa; Chordata; Actinopteri; Salmoniformes; Salmonidae
Product: protein CUSTOS-like
Exons: 6
Coding region: 36-803 (255 amino acids)
Biological process (GO): Spemann organizer formation; negative regulation of Wnt signaling pathway; Wnt signaling pathway
Source: RefSeq, a predicted model, not a curated record
UGCAUUGCUUUGUAGCCACACGUGCUCGAUCCAACAUGUCAGCUCCUGUUGGGACGAUGGCCGAAGACUCAAGCAGUGAAGAUGAAGAUUUUAAGGAAGCAGCUUGGAGUUUUGGCACAUAUGGAACACACAAUGCCAACCCGGCAGAUGGGGUAAGCAAUGUCAAGCAAUCCCGUCGUGUGGCUGUAUCUAAACAUGAACAUGAUGGGAACGAGUUGCAGACGACCCCGGAGUUCCGUGCGCACGUUGCAAAGAAAUUAGGGGCUCUGCUUGACAGUUGUAUUUCAGUGAUAUCUGCAGAAACAUCAAGACCCUGCACAGAGUCAACCAAAUGUGAAGAUGGUUUUGAAGGUUUCCGGCUGUUCACCACAUCUGUCCCAGGAGAGUUUACCAUUGAUCCCCCUCCUCCUCCUGUAAGGCGCAGGCCCAUCCCCAGCUCAAGUGACAGUGACAGUGAAAUGGAGAUGAGACUGAGAGAGGCAGCAGUGUCAGUCACAGACCUCCUAUCAUCAGCUCUCCCCAGCGAGAUUACACAUUCCCUGCCGGAGUCCCCCAGCUCAGAGAAAAUGAAGAAGAAGAAGAACAACAAAGGAGAGGAGGCAGAAAGAGAGGACCAUAAUAACAGCCCUGUCCCAAAGAAAAAUAAGAAAAGGAAAGCUCUCCAGGGGGAGUGUGGAGAGGUAGAGCACUGUGGAGAAUCCUCACCUAAUGCUAAAUCCGAUGAGGAGCAGAAGAGGCCAGAAGAGAACAUUCUACCCCUGAAGAAGAAGAAGAAGAAGAAAAAAGGCACAGAUGAAGUAUAAAAGCACUGAGAGACUUGUGUGCUGUUAUUUGGGAUGUUGGCUGUUUGUUCCAUACUUGUGAGUACUUGGGAAUCUUAUCACUGAUUAUAACAUGGUCAGGUCAUACACUUAUAUCACAGCAAUUUUGUACUAUGUAGAUUGCAUUCCAGAAAAUAACAAUGUGAUCUUUCAGAAAUGUGAAAUAAGUCUUUCACAAGAUAUUUGAUGACCGUUUUCUCUACCCAAAACACAAUUUGUUCUAUGCCUUGUUUCGUAAAGGACGUCGUUUACACUGAAUUCGACUUACAUGUAAGUUUAUGAGCAGGAUGCUACAAUCCUUUUUUAUUAACAAUUCUCUGUUGAUAACGUACACACUCUGGCCAGUUUAUUUGGUACAAUACCCUGUUCACAAAAAUUGAUCGCUUGUACAGACAGUGAGUCACUUGGCUGUGGCUUGGUAUAUAAGACGGGCAUCGAGGCAUUCAGUUACUGUUCAAUUGAAUGUUAGAAUGGGCAAAACGAGUGACCUAAGCGACUUUGAGCAUGGUAUGAUCAUCUGUGCCAGGUGCACCGGAUCCAGUAUCUCAGAAACAGCCACCCUCCUGGGCUUUUGACGGUGUCUAGGGUUUACAGAGAAUGGUGCAACAAACAAAAACAUCAGUCAGUGGCAGUCCUGUGGGCAAAAACAGCUUGUUGACGGAAAAUGGCAAGAAUCGUACAGGCGGGCCACAAAUAGACAUAUAACGGCGCAGAAGGGCAUCUCGGAACGCACAACUUGUCGAUCCUUGCCACGAAUGGGCUAUAGCAGCAGACAACCACACUGGGUUCCUUUCCUUAUCAGCUAAAAACAAGAGGAAGUGGCAAUUAUUUAUCUGAUUUAUUGAAAUACAUUUGCCGAAGUUAUAGAAUUACUGCUGUCUGUUCAGAAAGAAAUGAAAUAAUUCAGAAUACUCUACUACACAAUGAAAAGGACUACACUGCGUGCACAGCUAUUGGGUAAGUGAGUAUUCUGAUCUUAUUAUUUUUAUGCAUAUUUUCCAAUUGCAAACCAUAUGCACUUGAAUGCUUAUUGGAUUUAAUCAUUUUCAGGUGAUAUGUAUUUGUGUAAUGAGGGAGGGUGUGGUGAAAGUGAAUAACAUCUUAUAUCAAGGUGUGCAUAAUUAUUAGGCAGCUUCAUUACUUCAGAUAAAAUGGGCCAAAAAAGAGAUUUAACUGACACUGAAAAGUCAAAAAUGGUAAAAUACCUUUCAGACGGAAGCCACACUUGAAAUACCUAACUAUUGAGGCGUGACCACCGGACAAUCAAACGUUGUGUUUGCGAAUAGUCAACUGGGGCGCAAAAAAACACAUGGGGAAGAAAAGCGGCAGAAGACUUGAUAGGAAUUAAACAUAAAGCUACCAGGAACCCAUUAUCCUCCAGUGCCACCAUAUUCCACAACUGCAACCUACCUGGAGUGUCCAGAAGUACAAGGUGUCAGGUGCUCAGAGACAUGGCCAAGGUCAAGAAGGCUGAAACACGACCACCACUGAAUAAGAUUCACAAGUUGAAGUGUCAAGAUUGACAAAUCUGUCUUCAGGUAUUUCUUUGCCCAAAGGUUUUAUGGGCAGAUGAAAUGAGAGUGACUUGAUGGAUGGGAGUCAGGUGCCAGCAAGGUGGAAGAGGGGUACUGGUAUAGGCUGCUUUCAUUAAGGAUGAGGUAGUUAGACCUUUUCAGGUUGAAGAUGGUCUGAAACUCAACUCCCAAACCUACUACUGGUUUCUGGAAGAUACUUUCUUCAAGCAGUGUUACAGGAAGGCCAUGAUCUUUAUCCAGGAUAAUGCUCCAUCACAUGCAUCCAAGUACUCAACUGCUUGGCAAGCCAGCAAGGGCCUCAAAGAUGCCCGAAUAAGGACCUGGCCCCGUUCCUCACCCGACUUAAAUCCUAUUGAGAACUUGUGGGCCCUUCUCAAAUGUGAGAUUUACAGUGAGGGAAGACAAUACACCUCUUUGAACAGCAUUUGGGAGGCUGUGGUUGCUGCUUCAGCGAAAGUUGAUCAUGAAUAGGUCAAGAAACUGACAGACUUCAUGGAUGGAAGGCUCAUGGAAGUUGUUGAAAAGAAGGGUGGUUAUAUUGGUCACUGAAUAUUUUAGAAAGGCCAACAUUUUUAUUUAAUUGUCAUUUUGUGUUAUUUGUUACACUUACUCUAAAAAUGGAGAAUUAACAAGUGAGUUGGGAGAAAUUCUUUUUGUAAUUUAGUUACCUAAUAAUUCUGCAGACAAAACUCACUUCCUUUGUUAAACAUUCAGGUUUGAGGUUCAAUAACAUUUUGGAUUGACUGUUUGUUAAACAACCAAAUUUAUCCUAAUUGUGCACGCAGUGUAUAAUUUAGCCACAGAGGAUCAAUAGCUUCUUAAAAAAUAUAACCAAGCUGUGGAUUGUGUGUUGCCCAAUAACAAGGCAUAGCCUACAGUCGAAUGUGUGGCAAAUCUUUCAGUGAAAAGCAUGCAGACAAAACAGGCCUUUCGCAAUAUUUCAAAUACAAUCGCAGGAAAACACAGGUUGCAAAGCAAAUGGCUCCUGCUGAGAAUAGAAGACUAAUCUAUCUGCUGUAGGCUACGAAAAUAUUUGAUCAACUUCCAAAUAUUGUUUUACAAAGUGAAAUAGCCUAGGUGUGUGCGUGUGUGUUUUACAAAGUAAAACUAGAGCGAGAGGCUUUUUGCACUGACACCGGCUGUCACCAGCGAGUGAGCUGUGCAUGGUGAGUCAGUGGAUUAUAAUUUCCUCCUCAUAUUGUAGCCUACAAUAUGUCUCCAGAAGCAUAGGCUAUGAUACAGUCGUUUUCAUUGGUCUCAGUUUGUCAGUGUCAAAGUAUCCUGUCAUUUAGAUAAUUUGUGCAGUAUUAAAAAAUGUUCUUCCAGUCUCCAGUCAAGUCUCCAGUCAUGUACAAAAUGACAGAAUUGCAAGAAAUGCAUUUAUAAAAGGCACAUUUCUUUCCAGAACCUAGGCAACUAAAAAUGUUCCA